Molecule: messenger RNA, 6314 nt
Organism: Oncorhynchus tshawytscha (Chinook salmon)
Lineage: Eukaryota; Metazoa; Chordata; Actinopteri; Salmoniformes; Salmonidae
Product: RILP-like protein 1
Exons: 10
Coding region: 1-1413 (470 amino acids)
Biological process (GO): cilium assembly
Cellular component (GO): cytoplasm; ciliary basal body
Molecular function (GO): protein dimerization activity
Source: RefSeq, a predicted model, not a curated record
AUGGAAGAGUUUGGGUCAGCGUUGGAGAAGAAUGUGGCCGAUUUAACGGUUAUGGACGUGUAUGACAUAGCCGCGGUGGUGGGCCAGGAGUUUGAGCGGAUCAUUGAUCAGUAUGGAUGCGAGGCUCUGUCCAGGCUCAUGCCAAAAGUGGUGCGGGUGCUGGAGAUCCUGGAGGUGAUGGUCAGUAGGAACAGCAUCAGCCCGGAGACAGAGGAGUUGAGGCUGGAACUGGACAAACUACGGCUGGACCGGAUGGACCGGCUGGAGAAAGAGAAGAAACAUAAGAAGGAGCUGGAGCUGGUAGAGGAUGUAUGGAGAGGGGAGGCCCAGGACCUGUUGUCUCAGAUCGCUCAGCUUCAGGAAGAGAACAAAACACUCCUUACAAACAUGUCCAUCAAAGACCCCAUGAGUGAAGAGGACCUGCAGAGGCACGAAGGUAUGUCGGAGCGGGAGCGCCAGGUGAUGAAGAAGCUGAAGGAGGUGGUGGACAAGCAGAGAGACGAGAUCCGAGCCAAAGACCGCGAGCUCACGCUCAAGAACGAGGAUGUUGAGGCACUCCAGCAGCAGCAGUCUCGUCUGAUGAAGAUCAACCAUGACCUGCGCCACAAGAUCUCCGUGGUGGAAGCUCAGGGGAAAGCCCUCAUCGAGCAGAAGGUGGAACUGGAGGCGGGAGCUCAGGCACGGGUACAGGAAAUGGGAGCACUUCGGCAGGAAGUGACACGUUUAAGGGAGCGCCUGCAAGGAGACACGCCUCAGGGUUUAGAGGAGCCUCCUCCCCAGCCCCCCUCCCCCGCACAGCCUGGUAGCCCCUGCUCCUCAGAGGUGGGGGCUCAGGGUGUGGGCUGGCCAGAACCAGACAGACACUACCACCCUGAGCUGAUGUUGGGGGGGUACGAUCCGGCCCCGCGCCUCCCGUCCCUGGAUGACGAUGAUGAGGAUGUAGAGGAAGAGGCAGUGUUGCUAUGGGAGGCGAUGUGUGAUGAGGACACACCUGCUCUGUUCCAACACUUUACCAAGGAGGCGCUAUGUGAUGAGGAGGGGGGAGGCCUGGACCAGAAGGAUCCCAACAGGCCCCGGUUCACACUGCAGGAGCUGAGAGACGUUCUGCACGAGAGAAACGAGCUCAAGGCCAAAGUGUUCAUGCUGCAGGAGGAGAUCGCCUACUACAAAAGUGAAGAGGCGGAGGACGAGACCGGCCCCCCUACUCCUUCCCCUUCUCCCGAACAACUGAGGGCGCGGCCCCGAUCCAACGCACAGCCCGAGUCAGGAAUCAAACGCCUGUUUAGCUUCUUCUCUCGCGACAAGAGGCGGAACUCCCAGCGGAAUGCACAGUUUGAAGACAGCUUCAGCUCGUGGGCGGGAAAGGAUGAGGUGUACACCGAACAGGCCCAGGAGGCUUUGCAGCACAUAUAGGGCACGUUCCUCUGACCGGGCAUUGUUGACGCCUGCCAGAUCUUACAACGCAUGGAUAGGUAUUUUAAGUAUCAGCUAACCACAUCACAUGUUCUAGCAAUCUGUCAGGCGAUGAAAUAGUCAAUGACGUGGCACGCAACCAUUGGUUGAUGCGUGCAACGUCUUACCAGUAGAAUGUGACGUCGUAAUUGGACAGCGCUUUAUGAUGAGGUCACUCAGAACCAUCUCACUGUAAUGCCCCGUCCAUGCCCACCAUGUGAGCUGCAGCAGCACUUAAGGGACAGUUCGAAAUUUACUGGGGUGGGGAGUUGGUCCAAAAUAGGGGAGGGUUGUCAAACAUAUUUUUUUGCUUUGGGGAGGGUUGUCUGAUUUUUUUUAUUGGGCACAGGGGAGGGUGGUGUAUUUUUUCCCUGGUUUACAUUCCCCAUUUAGCAGGUUUUACUAUAUAAUGUCUUACAUAUAGUCACAUUUCCUCAUCUGUUUGCUUGCACCUCCCCUAUCAAGGUGUUUUGGUACUUCCCUUAUGCACUACACUUUUCUGCAUGAUUACUAUACAGUCAACUCUAUCCCUCUAUACAUAGUGACAAUAGUGGAUCUGCAAUAAGUUAACUAGCAAUCAUACCACAUAAUAUCAUUCAAAUCUGCACCGAUUUUCAAUAUAAAUCCACAAGAACAAAAACGAAUAGCUGAUAGGCAGUAGAGAGGCCAGGGUCAUCAUUGCGCAGGAAAGAACAAUCAAGACAUGAUAUAUGCAGCUCAAAAAAGCUCUCCUAUUCAUCUUGUUUAGGCCAAACACAUUUGAUCUACUAUAUAACUGAUUCCCCUCUUCACAGUUCUAAAAAUAGUCAAACGUUUAAUAAAAUAGUGAUGGAUUUCAUUCAAAUGAAUCGAUUCUUUUAAAUGAUUAUUUUUUACGAACUGAACGAUGUGCUUCGCCAGGUCGCAGUUGGAAAUGAGAACUUGUUCUCAACUGGCCUACCUGGUUAAAUAAAGGUUAAAUAAAAAAUUGUACAAUAGUAGUUGGGGUUAAAUUGUGGUGAAUCGAAUCAUGGGAAUCAAAAUAAUAAUUUGAGAAUCGCAAAUAGUAAAAGGAAACAAUUUAGCUGUAACCAUCCUUUCGAAUUGUGUCGAUGCAAAACUCUUUGUUGAUACUUUAAGUUGAUUUGGACAUUCAAUUUAUGGGACGUUGCAACUCAAUAGAUGCUAGUAGUCAGCCUGAAUUACACACUUCUAAUGGGAAGACUAGAAAAUCCGCGGUGCAUGCUGAAACAGUCAUUUACAACGUUUCCCCCGCAAACCUUCCAAUUAAAUGUUGACUGCAAAAGUAGGCCUACCUGGGCAGAAUGAUAUCAUGAAGAUUGGUAUCAAUCGGGUGCACAUUUGUUUUGCAUACUCUGCCAUUUAGCUGGGACAUGCUUUCAAUGGUGUUCUCCAACACCUGAAACCAAUAUAGUGGAUUAGGGGGGUACCCUGACUGGGACUCAAACCCUGGUCCCUGUGACUGUCAUUCCAAACCCAUUAUACUGUCACAAUCCUCGCUGUAUGAGCCAUGAUACAAUUAAUACCAGGUGGGUUAACCCUAUUGGCACGAUAUGCAUAGGGUGUUUGCCUUUGACGCCAGUGACCGGAUUUCACUUCCUUGUCCUGUUGUUUGCUACUACAUUCGUGUCAAAAUUGGGAAUACAAAGAGGCUAAAAUCUCUUGGUGAGGCCGCUAGGUCUUGUACAAAAAAAAAUUGUAUUAAUGAAUACAACUUUAUUUGUAAUUUUUAUUAUGAAUAUAUUUUUAUUCGCUGUCUCGCAUCAAAUUAAUCCAUUAUUCAGUUAAUUACAUGUGUAUGGCCUUGGGGACAAUACAUGAUCCUACCAAAACACCACAAUGCAAUGAUUUUAAGGUCUACAAAGGCACAGUACAAGGACAGUCUGGCUGUGUUUUUACUUCUGAUACUGAUGCGCUGUCUGUUGCGGAUCAUCAUUCUCCCAGCAGGCCCACUUAUUCGGGAAAGCUUAAAGCGCGUUCUGCCUCCUUUCCGAUCUGAUCGGCUAUUCCUCGAACCUAACGCUUCAUUAUAGGCUAAAUAUUUGUCAUUUCAACUUUUAAAACGUAUUACCUUUUAUAUGUGGCAUAACCACAACCAGUCAACAAUGUUUUAAUUGGAUUAGUUUACUUCAAAAGUCUCCUGUAGGCUACCUGCGCAUGUUCAUCCACUCCGCUCUAAUAUAAUUCCAGCAUCCAAACUGCAACGGACAUUCGAUCUGUUACAAAACCACAACAAGUUUCAUGACAUUCGGAGAUUGUCAAGCCAAGCGAUCGACACUGAGUAGGAAGGGGUGUAUUUUCAGUUUGUCAAGGUUUACAUACUCUAUUUGAUUUUGGUGUUGAAAACGCAAUCCAUGAUGAAACACUCAAAUUCGGCAAUCGGUAUGCAGUUAUUUGUUGCUUAUUGGUUGUGUGUGGUACAUUGGCAAAGAAACGUGUUAGUCUAACAUUUGUUGCAUAUAUAAUUAGGAAUAUAACAUCAAAAUGUUGAAAAUCGGAUUUCCCCCUAGCUGAUCAUUGUCUGCAGCCGCCUCUGAUCGUAGUGUAAUGAGUCAGGCAGGGAGAAGAGUGAGCUUGUGAACCCUCAACCUUCUGGCCAUAGCCCUGCGUGGCAUCGACUGUGCCACAAAACAUGCUGAAGUGGUCAAGUCGAUAUCCAUGUCUAUAAACACAGGGUUGCUACAGUUAUUGUUAUUUAUGGUGGUAAUCAUUCUUUUUGAGUACAUUUUCUGGGGGGGGGGGGUGCAAAUACAUUUUGAACAGUCCCUAAAAGCAUCGUAAUGAUCAGCUUACUUCACAGCACAUCAGCUCCAAGUGAUAGAGUAAUUCAGUGGUUAGUGUGCAGUAACGCUGCAUGGGUAAAGUCACUGCAGAAGCCAAGACAGAUUUUCCCCCAUACUACAACCUAUGCAUUGUGAUAAUUGCGUUGUUUGCUCUAUACCCUUUUUUCAUGUGCCUUGCGACCGUGAUAUAUAGGCCUAAAGGCCGAGACAAUAAGAAGACACAGUGGCAGAAUAAAUUCAACCACACCUUCGUUUCAUCACAAAACCGGAGAGCAACCUCUGUCCAGUGAAGUCCACAAAGCAUAUUACACAUAACAAACCGUUAUAUGACCUAUAGCAUGGUCAAGUAAGUUCAUGUUUUCUGACAGUUUCGAACCACUAAACAACUAUUGAUUUAGAACCACGGAGAGUUGCCGCAAUUCGCAAAGAAAACAGGAGCUGCCUCCACUAUUCCAGCAACAUUACUGUGCCUGCUGCAGUAUAGUGAUUUUAUGACAUUGCUGCUUCUAAGUGACAAGACAGAGAGAGUUGAAGGUGAAGGGGAACAGAUUCCGUUUGACUCCUGGAAGAAGAAAAAACCUCCCUAAAGCCUUUAUUUAUCCAAAAGUGAAACCCAGGAGAAUUGACAGAUGCACAGAGCGGUUCCCUUUAUGUUAGAACUGACAGAGACAGUAGGUGUAAGAGAGAGACAGAGUCAGGCUUGGUAAGGCUUGUGGAAAGUACAUAAAGUAUGGUUGAGAGGAGAGCGAGAUGGAGGAACCACGUGAGAAACAACAGAAAGAGAAUCACGAGUCACAUGUUUUAGAGAGGGAGGAGGAGAGUUAUGUCCAGUAAAGAAACGGAAUACGGACCCAGAUGUAGCAGACGCUGAUAAAUCUUCAUACCCCCUUGACCUUGAGCUAGACCAGUCAUGUCCUCAGAGGCAGCUAGGGGGCGCUGUGGCUAGGCCCCUCUCACCAGCACUGGCUAAAAGGUGUGUGAACAUGCAGUAUGGUGGCGUUUUUAUUUAUAACAGAUUGGCAUUGUACGUAAAACAAUACGUGUUACUGGGUGUUGAGUUUGGAUUUUUGAAUUGCACACCUGGAACAUCCUGCCUAUUCCUUGACUGCAUGAUCAAACUAGAUGGUUGGUAACUCUAUUCUCAAUACAACUAUUUUGCUUCCCCAACAACAUGCUCUGCCAAAUACAUACUGUUGUUAGAAGUUUGGGCAGCCUUUUUAGAAUAAAAUGCCCAAGUUAGAGGUUUUAUAUUUUUCAAAUGGUGAAUUAAGCACAUAAAGUUAUAGUUUUACAAUUUCUUAUGGAAAUGGAUGUAUUGUGGAGUAUUUUUGUUUUGAAUUAAUUUAACCAGAUGCUGCUUGCUGCUGCUUUUUUGUUUUUCGGCAUUUUAUGGUGCCUUCAGGACUAGCCAAGUGGUGUACAUAUGAAGCAAAAGUAAACUGUGUUUGAUAUAUAACAUUUGAAUGGGCGCCAUGUUGGAACCAAGUGUGACAAGACAAGACGAACAACACUCAAAUUUAGAUGCAAAUUACAAUGUUGUCGUGGAAUAUUGGGUUCAAACAUGGAGAAUAGUUUGCCAAACUCUGUGCUAUGGCUGUAAGAAGGUUUGUGAGAAGCAAAAUGGUCAGUGUGGACGAGGGAGCUUUUGGAUCCUGAGGAGUAGUUCUGACUCUGUCAAUCAGACAUGAUGCUUCAGCCUGACUAUGAGAACAUUGACACUAUUCUUAUGACCGAAGAACUGUUAAAUAAUUUAUUUUAGAAUGCAAGAGACAAAAUUAAGGUGCAAAAAUAGAGCAACGAUUAUUGUGACAAAAAGGAUUAAUAGUCCAGAGAAAGUAUAUCUUGUCUGCUGGUGGCAACAUCUACAACAUAAUUUACACAUAAAGGGAAAUAAUAAUACAGUAUUGUUAUCUGAACAUGGGCAGAUGUGUCAUCGUAUACAAACUUCAUGGACCCCCUUCACACCUGUUGGUAGAUUUCUAUUGGAAGAAUUUCAGAUAUGAUGAAUGUCUCGUUGUUUUGAUACAGCUUGUUGCCUUUUAUUCAAAUAUGCCCUGUCAAUAAACAUUGUCAUCCCCA